Molecule: messenger RNA, 510 nt
Organism: Mauremys mutica (yellowpond turtle)
Lineage: Eukaryota; Metazoa; Chordata; Testudines; Geoemydidae
Product: gamma-crystallin N-A-like
Exons: 1
Coding region: 1-510 (169 amino acids)
Source: RefSeq, a predicted model, not a curated record
AUGGCAAAUUUUGUCAGAUUUCAGAUGUUCUCAGGACGUCCUUUGACGAUCAAUGGAGACAACCCAUUGAUAAAAGAUCAAUUAACUGUGUCCAGUGUCGACAGCAUCACUGUGGAGGGGGACCCUUGGGUCUUCUUUGAUUCUCCCGAUUAUGGAGGGGACUUCGUAAUCUACAGGGCAGGAGAACGGAAACAAUUCCCCACGGGGCUCAAAAACAUCAAAUCUGUGCGCAUGAUCAAAGGCGGAAUCGACAGAUCAAAAGUCAUCUUAUAUCCUCACCCUUUUUUCAAUGGUAUAGCGGAGCCAUUUCAAAAUAAGAUAGAUCAACUACCGAGCACGUAUUUUUCUCUCAAAGUUGCUGAGGGAGCUGUGAUCUUCUUCGAUGAUGAAAACUGCAUUGGAGAGAAGAGGAUCCUGCUGAAUGGAGACGAGGUGCAGAAUUUCACAGCUGUGAAGUUAACCUCCAUUGGCAAAUCAGUGAAGACUGCCUGGGACAUGGGGCCGCAAUGA